Zootoca vivipara (common lizard) is the source of this 4125-nucleotide messenger RNA. RefSeq names its product forkhead box M1 (gene FOXM1). Gene Ontology annotation, biological process: regulation of transcription by RNA polymerase II; G2/M transition of mitotic cell cycle; regulation of cell population proliferation. The record is from RefSeq and is a predicted model, not a curated record. Gene Ontology annotation, molecular function: RNA polymerase II transcription regulatory region sequence-specific DNA binding; DNA-binding transcription factor activity. NCBI's taxonomy places the organism in Eukaryota, Metazoa, Chordata, Lepidosauria, Squamata, Lacertidae. Gene Ontology annotation, cellular component: nucleus.
CGAAGGGCGAAGAGGCCGCGGCCCGGCCCGAAGAGCCAGGCGGCGCUUGCCAAAUACACGCGCACGCGCGCCCCGGCAGCCACGAAGAGCCAGGCGCGGGGUCCCUCUCCCGAACCGGAGCCGAGCGGCGAAGCCUGAGGAGGAGAUUCCCGGCAGGGAGCGAGCGAGGCGGCGCUGCCGAAGGUUCCUUCAUUCUGUCCUCAAUGGAGACUGACUGCACAGGUCAAGGAUGAAGAGCAGCCCUCACAGGCCCCUGAUUCUCAAGAGACGGAAGCUGUCUUUCCCACAUAGCGAUGCGGCUAGCACAUUAGCAGGAGAUGAGCCAAGUGGCCAGAAUGUUGGGUCUCCUAAGCAGGAAGAAGCAAAACCUAAGGAGCAUGGCACAAACAAAACGGAACCUGGAAAUCGAGAAGCCCCUGUGGGGGGGAUUAAGAUAAUAGACCACCCGACCUUGUCAGAUGCACAGGUGGUAGCUAUUCCUGCUAACACAGAUGUCCAAAGUAUCAUUGAUGCUCUAACUGCCAGGGGGAAAGAAUCUGGCAGUAAUGGGCCUAGCAAAUUUAUUCUCAUCAGGAGCAGCUCUCCUAGAAUGGAGAGAAGAGAGUUCAAUAAUCUUUUCAAACCUGAUGAGGAGCACAGCACUGCCCACAACAAGGCAGAAGAGGAUGAAAAGUACAUUGGGCAAAGCUCUGCAUUAAUGGAAGAGCUGCUGUCUAUGGAUGGACGAGAACAGGAAGAAAACAGCAGUGCGGAAACAACAAGCAGUGUCUUGGACAACAGUCUGACUAACAUUCAGUGGCUGGGCAACAUGAGCUCUAGUGGACUGAGCCCUUGCAGUGUGAAAAAAGAAACGGAGAAGGAGAACCAGACCCCCAAGCAGAAAGCUAUUAAGGCCGAGGAAGGUUCUGCAGCUUCUUCCUCUACUACCUCAUGGCAGGAGUCCUUCUCUGAACGUCCCCCCUACUCCUAUAUGGCCAUGAUCCAGUUUGCCAUCAACAGUACUGAGAAGAAGCGCAUGAUGCUGAAAGAUAUCUACACCUGGAUUGAGGAUCAUUUCCCUUAUUUCAAGCAUGUAGCCAAGCCAGGCUGGAAGAACUCUAUAAGGCACAAUCUUUCUCUUCAUGACAUGUUUGUUCGAGAGACAUCUGCCAAUGGCAAAAUCUCAUUCUGGACCAUUCACCCUGAAGCCAACCGCUAUUUGACAUUGGACCAGGUGUUCAAACCACUGGAUGUGCAGUCACCAGCAUCACCCGGGCUCUUGGAAUCACAGCAAAAACGGCACAUUCCGGAUCUACAGAAGAAUAUGAGAGGCACUAGUGGUCGUAAAAAUGAGCCACAGACUGCACGCCGAAAAAUGAAACCCUUGCUGCCACGUGUCAACUCCUACCUAGUUCCAAUUCAGUUUCCUUUGAGUCAGUCCGUCAUCCUUCAACCUUCUUCAAAGAUGCCUCUUCCUGCAGCCCAGGGAGCCUCAGAGACCAUGCAGAGCAGCAAACCGGUGUGCAUUGCUCCAAAGGGGUUGCCGUCCAAUGAGGAGCCAGCCCUGCUCCCAGCGCCCAUCCCCAUAAAGGAGGAGACUUGUGAUGGAGAGUUAUCUCCAUUUACAUCCCAGCAGUCCAUAAAGCAGGACGCCUGUUGGAUCAGCAAAGAAUCCUUCACCGCAGCCCUGCAUAUAAAAGAGGAGAGCGACAACUUUCAUUCCAAUACAUGGGCCCCCCAAUUCCUCCCCACAGUGUCCACAAAGGUAGAGCCAGUGCAACUGGGUGAACAGCCAGACAUAGUCCUUCCAGCACCACCUGCAAAGCAGAAGAGACCAUUUACAGCUCUCAAGUCACCAUCCCGGAGCAAGUUGGACACACUGGUUAUCAAGAGACAAGAGAGGCAAGAAGUGGGCAGAUCCAGAAGGAAACAGCACUUAGCCCUGCCUUCCUCUGAAGAACCAGUCCUCCUCCUCCUGCAACCCACCAGUAGGUCAGAGUCAUGUGACCCUCCAUUUGAAACGGAUACUCAUCUUCUGGAAAAUACAUCUCAAUUUAGUUGCUCUCAGGGAGAAGUCAAUCCUUUUAAAUCUGUAAUAAAAGAGAUGUUCUGCAAGAUGCCCAUUUCUUCUGUACCUAGUAAAGCCCCCAUAACCACCCCAGCACCAUUCCUGACAACUGCUGACCCCUGGAGAUUGGCACCUUUUGUCAAGGAAACUAGUGAUCUGCUUUGCAGUCCUGUGAGAACCCCUCCAACCUCAUUAAUAUCCCUUCAGGGGAACGUGGACAUCCUGGGACUUGGAAGCACUCCCUUAAGGCCAUCGUUAUGUGAUUCUCCACAGCUGCCACUCCUAAAUGCAGAAACCAAUGACAUGGUCUCUGGGCCCUUGACGAGCUCUCCUGCAUCCAGCAAACAGUCGUCCCCAGAGCUUCAAUCUUCUGCUCUUCCUGAAAACCAUUCAUUCUUGGAAGGCCUGGUCCUGGACACCAUGAAUGACAGUUUGAGCAAAAUCCUACUAGAUGUCAGUUUUCCUGGCCUUGAGGAUGACAACUUGGGUACUGAUCUCAGUUGGUCACAGUUAAUUCCUGAACUGAAAUGACCACAUUUGGUUUAUAGAUUCUGUUUAAGUGCAAACAACCAAGGGAUGCAGUUUGUGGGUUAAACUGACUCCCAAGCUAUUAUCACAUUAGGAUGAUCCUAUCAUAUAGCUGAUCACAGAAUGAUCCAGAAGCUGCUUGGAGUCCUAAUGGAUAUUGCUAUUGAGUGGACAAGGCUGAUCCACUGGACAAUCAAUGAAAUCUAGGUCAGUUCCUUACAAAACAUAGUGAAAAUCCCUUUUAAUAGCCCUCCCAUUUGCUAGAGCAUCUAAUGUACAUAUGUUGGUCUUUGUAUAUAUUUGUAUAUGUUAAUGUCUUUUAAAGUAAAUGUAAAAGAAGAUGAGAGAUUCUUGUAUGUUUAAUAACUGCAGAGGGAACAUCAGCUGGUUCUGUUUGUAAAGAAAAGACAUGCAUCCGCCAAAGGUUUUCUCUGUUACACUACACAUUAAAUGCAAGUGCUCUGAAAUCCUAUGUGGCCUUCGGUCACUUAUUUCCAUAAGUGGAAAUAACUAUUCUUUGAGGACCGCCACAUUGUUUUGUGCCUUUAAUAGGAACCUAGCAUGAAGGAAUUUAGCAGCCAAAGCAUUUCCCAUUUCUACGUCCAUAUGAAGAGAAAGCUUUAGCUGCGCAAGUUUUUAUUCCAGGCUCCUGUUAAAGGAACAGGAGUAGGACCAGAAAAAAAUACACUGGCAACCCUAUUCAGAAUUCAUAUGCAAGCAGAUUGAAAUGUCUCCAAUCAAUCAGAAAAGGGAGAUUUUGAUUGCCAUAGAGACGAUUUAUAAAUAUGCUUGGGUGGGAUUUGGAGCUGCUGCGUUUUAAAUCUCACUGUCACUGCUGAUGUCACUUUUCCUGAAACGCCUGGUGCUUAAAUGCCCAGCAGAGCAGUAGUUUGGCUUAGAUGCUCUAAAAUCCUCCCAGUAGGGCAAAAGUAACUUCUAACCCAGCACAGCCACACUGACAGGUACCACUUCCGAGUAGUGAUUCGUGCAAGCAGGGUUGGCAAAAACAUGGCCACUACCAGGUAGGAAUGCCUGCCGCUGUAGUCAAACCAGGUCAGGGGCUGCUUCCUUUAUGGGGACAUGCCAUUCAAAGUUUGAGAAUGGUUGGCUAAACUGUUGUUGGACCCAGCUUUCAUCAGCCUCAGCAUGGCUGAGGGGUGAGGGGAGUCCAGCAACAUCUGGAGGGCCGAACCAGAUCCAAGCCAUCCAUCCCAGGCACCACUUAGCUUCCCAACUUGAGCACUUGAUGUAACCUUCAGCAAUUAGAGAAAUGGGGAAGAGCUUCAAAAAUUGAUCCCGCAAUCUUCAUUUGGGGAAAGGGAGCGCUUUAAGCAGGAGAUCAAACUUCAAACACACAUUUUUAAAACUUGUUCCCCUUCUCUUAUAUCAUAUGGGUGAAAAGAAAAGAAAGCAAUUGUGUGAAAUGUGAUUUGUCUUAUGCAUUGCCUAGUCUGGCCUUAAAAAAUAAAUGAAUCAAUAAGCCCUGCAUAGAAGUACUUCAGCCACAGUCCGUGUUUGUGUUUCUUCUAACAACCUAUGCAAUAAAGCCA